Molecule: messenger RNA, 1344 nt
Organism: Asparagus officinalis (garden asparagus)
Lineage: Eukaryota; Viridiplantae; Streptophyta; Magnoliopsida; Asparagales; Asparagaceae
Product: protein FAR1-RELATED SEQUENCE 5-like
Exons: 2
Coding region: 1-1344 (447 amino acids)
Biological process (GO): regulation of DNA-templated transcription
Molecular function (GO): zinc ion binding
Source: RefSeq, a predicted model, not a curated record
AUGACAGCGAAUGAUCCAGAAUUUUAUUAUGCAAUUGAAGUAGAUAGUAGUGGACAAAUGAGGAGUGUUUUCUGGGCCGACGGAAGAUCAAGAGCAUCUUAUUUGCAAUUCAGUGAUGUUAUUGUGUUUGAUGUGACAUACAGAACUAAUAAGUUGGGUCUUUCAUUUGCUCCAUUUACAGGUGUAAAUCACCAUAAGCAGUCCACUUUACUUGGUUGUGCAUUAUUAGCCGAUGAACAGGAAGAUAUCUUUGUUUGGUUAUUUGAAGAAUGGCUGAAAUGCAUGCAUGGCUUUGAACCAGGUGCUAUUAUAACAGAUCAGGAUAGAGCAAUGUGUAAUACUAUUAACUCAGUGUUUCCAACGACAAGACAUCGUUAUUGCUAUUGGCACAUGCAAAAGCAUAUUAUUGAUCAUUUGCCUACUUUGGUAUCUCGUUAUAGUGAACAGUUUCAGAGGUAUUGGGGCUUGUGGUGCAAUAGUUCUUCAAUUGAACAAUGUGAAGGAUAUUGGGUUGAGAUGAAAGAGAAGUUUGAUAUAAAUGAAGAAGGGGAGGGAUGGUUGCAAACAGUUCACAAAUGCAGAGAACACUGGGUGCCGUGUUAUCAGAAGGACACUUUUUUUGCUGGAAUGAGAUCAAGCCAAAGGAGUGAAAGUAUUAAUGCAUUUUUUGAUGGGUAUGUUAACUCACAGACUCAAUUACACGAGUUUGUGACACAAUAUAAAAAAGCAGUAACUCAUCGUCGCUUAAGUGAAGCCCAUGAAGAUUUUAAGAGUCUGAACACAAAGUCGGUCAUGCUCCUUGGACAUCCAAUUGAGGUCCAAGCUGGAGAAAUAUAUACACGCAAUAUGUUUGAUGUGUUCCAAACUGAAUUCAAAGGAUUUGGUACAAAGUUCUAUGAAGAAUUGAGAAAAGAUGGGGACAUUGUUGAAUACAAGGUCUGUAAGUUUACAGAUAGAGGAAAAUGGGAGGUGGUUACUUAUGAACAAUCCAGUCAGAUGCAGUUAUGUUGCACUUGUGCUUUGUUUGAAACUAAUGGUGUUGUAUGUAGACAUAUAUUAUCACUAAUGAUGGCUAGGCAAAUGGAUUCAUUACCCGACCACUACAUCCUACACUGUUGGACCAUACAUGCAAGGCAUCGUAACAUUGGGGUUGGCAACAUCGUAUUUGGAAGAAACAUCACCAGCUGUGAAGAGAAGAUUAAUUUAUUGAAAUCUUGGGCUUUAAGAGCAAAAUUCAAUAAUGUGCUCGAGCUUGCAUUUGAUUCAGAAGAGAAGCUACAACAACUUGAUGAUGUGCUAACAAAUUUCAUGGAAUCACUUGAAGAAGAAACCUACAAGGACUAA